This is a messenger RNA of Alternaria rosae, 1084 nucleotides long. RefSeq lists its product as uncharacterized. Lineage: Eukaryota; Fungi; Ascomycota; Dothideomycetes; Pleosporales; Pleosporaceae. Bases 106 to 948 code for a protein of 280 amino acids. The transcript has a single exon. The record is from RefSeq and is a predicted model, not a curated record.
CUGCUCCAAUCCACAUCGCGCGACACUCAACUGCCUGAAGAUACUUGCUCGAGCCGUUAUCUACUUACGCGACUAGGUCCAAAAUCCGAUUCAAGAUCACUCGCGAUGCACCUCAACGCCCUCAUUGCCCUGGCGCUGCCGCUACUCGCCGCGGGCGCGCACCUCGGAUACCGACACAGUCACGACCAUGAGAAGGUCCACCCUCGUGCUAUGUACACCAACGUCGUUAUCGUGACUGAGACAAUAUUCAUGACCGUCACGCUUGAGCCAAAUUCAGGUUCUGCUUCCUCCAGUAGCUUCGUCAUUGCUACCUCUACUGCGCUGCCCGAGCCGUCCAUCACCGUGGAGGUUCCGCAGAAGGGCGUCCCUGCCGUCGCAUCCACGUCCGCAUCUUCUGUUACUCCUUCCGCCGCUCCUUCUUCUCCAGAUGGAAUCUACGCCCCUCUUGACUCGGUCCCGAAUCAGGCCAUCAUAGUCAACUCGUGUGAUUACGAUGUCUAUGUCUCGUCCAUCGGGGAUGACAAGAGCUGCGACAACAGCCCCGGGAGCGAUUGUGUAACGAUACCCGCUAACAGUACAUACACCGAAGCCAUUCGCACAUGCUACAAAUCUGGCAUCUCCCUCAAGGUCGCCAAAACCAAGGACAUGACGCUUCCGAUGCAAUUCGAGUACACUGUCUGGGACGAUCACACACAGGUAUCUUAUGAUAUCUCCUAUCUGGACUGUAUGACCAAGGACGGAACCAACUUUGACGAUUGCGCCGGCCACGAGAAAGGCAUUCAAGCCGCUGCCAAGGACGGCCCGGUCUUCCAAUGUGCCGCAAAUGAGCCAUGCGCUCAGCAGGCCUAUAUCGUUCCCGAGUUUGCGUACCUUCCCGACGCCCCAGUCGGCGGUUCCACUAUCGACAAGGGUGUGGCUUUCGAGAUAUGCGCAGAGAACAGGUCCUGAGCGACGCCGUCACUUGGAACGAGAUUACGAUCACGAAAUUACGACCGAAACAUAUCAUUGCCGUCUAACCCAACGAGGGGAUCUGGAUAUCUCUUCCGCAAACAUGAUGGAGCAAGAGUGUGUGUUGUCUGAAUAU